Paramecium primaurelia is the source of this 589-nucleotide messenger RNA. The record is from the annotation of a GenBank genome assembly. Lineage: Eukaryota; Ciliophora; Oligohymenophorea; Peniculida; Parameciidae.
AUGAUUUAAAAGGAGAAUCAAACAUUCAAAUAUCCAUCAAUUAACUAUUUUAAUCCUAAUUCUUCAUUUAGAAGAUAUGUAAAAGAUGAAACUUAAAUAUAAUGUAUCAUAGAACUUAAAAUGGAGGAUUACCAACGUUCAUCUAUUUCAACUGAAGGAUCAUUUGACUAUUCAUAAUCUUUAAAAAUUAAUAAAAAGUCUAAAAUUCAUAAACAAAAAGAUAAAUAAUUACCACAAAAAUCAGAAACAAAGAACAUACCUAAAAAUUUUGGAGUAUUAUUGAAAAAAUAUUUAUGUACUCAUUAAACUUAUUUUAUUAGGUAGUAAAAAUGUAGAUAAUUAAGCAAUUAAAGCAUUCUUAAAGAAUGGAGAAAACAAAAAGAAUUUCUCUAGAUAGGAUUUCACUCGUCUUUUUAAUGAUCCUCUUGCUGCAGACUUAUCUAGAGAGUAUUUCUCAGGUUUUUAAAUUAUACAUGAUCUUAUGAUAAGUGAAAAAAUAUAGGAUGUUAAAAAUCAUCUUAAAUAUAUAAGUAAAUUUUAUAAUUCCACUUAUAAUAAAUAAGAGCUUGAUGAACUUAAAUUAUAAUGA